This is a messenger RNA of Branchiostoma floridae (Florida lancelet), 2617 nucleotides long. RefSeq names its product opioid growth factor receptor-like protein 1. Gene Ontology annotation, molecular function: opioid growth factor receptor activity. The record is from RefSeq and is a predicted model, not a curated record. Lineage: Eukaryota; Metazoa; Chordata; Leptocardii; Amphioxiformes; Branchiostomatidae. Gene Ontology annotation, cellular component: membrane. The coding region runs from base 62 to 1555 and encodes 497 amino acids. The transcript is spliced from 8 exons.
CGGUGCUACAUAUUUCUAUAAAACACGGGACUUUCCAGAGCCGAAGUUUACUUCCGCGUUGAUGCUUCCUGUUCUCAGUCUGAGCCUGCUGACGUUUCUCUCUUUUUUAGAGGAAAUGCAACAUCCAGAUGACCACUCGGCCGGCAGAAUGGGACAGUCUUGGAGCAGGUACUACGGACCGGAGGUCACACAGGAGUCGGACGACGAGUGUUGGGAGGAAGACCCUCGGGUGAAGCGCCUGAGAGCGAACGGGCGCCUGCCGCCAGCCCGGGCGGGGAGGGAGGGCCUUGCUAGGGCGAUCCGAGACUUCGGCUGGGAACUGGUGGUUCCACAGGGAGGGCGGAAGAGACCCGUGAGACUGAGGUCAUCCUGGAGUUCCAAGGACACCAGGGACUAUCGCAAAGGCUACCCUGGGAAGAGGUCUAACCCAGGCGUCAAUGAGAACUACAAGUUCUACAUGAACGAACUGAAGUCAAAGCCAGAUGGUGACUACAUCGACAACAUCCACAGGGACUGGUGGGGAGACUAUAAGCGUCUAGAGAUGCAUCAUGGGUACAUCCAAUGGUUGUUCCCCAUCAGAGAAGAGGGCAUGAACUGGCAAGCCAUGGAGUUACAAGAACAUGAAAUCAAACUGAUUAUGGAGAACCCAGAGGCCCAUGCCAGGAUCCUCAAGUCUUACGAGUUAAUGCUGGACUUCUAUGGUAUGAAGCUGAAGAACAAAAUGACUGGGGAGAUCGUACGCUCUGAAAACUGGGAGGAAAGGCUCAGCCACCUUAACAAUUCAUAUCACAACUACUUGCGCAUCACACGGAUGUUGAAGUGCCUUGGAGAGUUUGGCUACGAGCACCUGAAGGCUCCCUUCAUUCACUUUGUGCUGCGGGAGGCUCUGGUGGAGAAGACCCUGUCUAACACCAUUGAAAGCUGCUUGGACUAUUGGCUUCACACCAUUGUCAGGAAGGAGGAUAGGAUAGGCCUGCUUUGUCUGGCUGACCAGCUGUGGGAUGUCGACCCUGCAAAGGAAGCUGGGAAAAGUACAAAGGGUGCUGGAAAAGGUCAUGCUGCAAAGAAUGCUGGGAAAGAGUCAGCUGGAAAGGAUAUCGCAAAAGGUAGGCCUGCAAAGGCUGCCAAGAAAGAUGAAGGAACAAAAACUGAGGAGAAAGAUGAAGUUGCAAAAGAAGAUGGCGAAGCUUCAAAGUGUACUGAAAACUCAUCAAAGACUGAAGGGGACAAGAAAACAGAAACAGAUGUAGGGGGUAUGGGUGACUGUCCCAGAGAAGAUGGAGACGGGCAAGAAGAGAAUGAUGUAGUCAUGGAGCCUGCUGGAGAAGCAGAAGACACAGCCUGCACAGACCAUCCUGUUCAGGAGACAGAGAAACACCAAAGUGCCAAAUCAGUCACCAAAAGUGGGGAGGAAGUGAUGGAACAAGAGAUCGAAAGUGAAAAAAGUUCCCCAAAGACAGACACUAAAAACACUGAUGCAGGAAACACUGAAGAGGGGAAAGAUGAGGUGACAACUAAGACAGACUCCAAGGACAUCCCUGAGGGAAGUGAAUAAAAAGGAUCUAUGGGAAGUCAAGGACUGUACUUCAUCUAAUCAGGACAAUCCUGUGGACCAAAAAAUGUUGGAAACAUAAUCUAAUUACCUGACGGAACACUAGAUUGCCUUAAUGAGACCAUGUUUUGAAAUUACGUGCUGCACUGAUUUUGCAUUGAAGAUCACACAGUAGAGUAGCAACAAAAUACUGUCAUAUACGUAGCCCUUUUCUUGCUUAGUUGAUUCUGUCAACAGAAAUAUGGCAAUCAGUUGACAAAUAAUGUCAAAUGCCUCUAAAGUUUCUCAAGCCCACCCCCUUUACAAAAUGUAUGUUGUCAGUUUAGUUUAUUAUCAACAGUUCUCAAAUGUGAAUCUAUUUGAGUAUUUCUGAUUUUUCUUCAGAUUUAUAGUCUACAUGUAAAUUGGGAAACAUUGCUGGUAAUAGUGCUGCACCACUAUUGUGACAGAAAGCACUGGCAGUGUUGAGUGGUCCUUUGAUGAAAACAUAAUCCACACUUCAGUAGAUCUAUUCCUUUAGGGCAGCUGCUGCUUCUAUUCAUUAAAAAAUAAUAAAAGAUUUUAAUUGUAACGGUUACAGUGCUAUAUGUAGUAUACUUGUUCUGGUAAUGAUACUUAUGAAGUAAAAAGUUGUGUUUUAGUAUUUCUAUGCAAAAGAAAUAAUUGACCAAUUGUUGCUUAUUUUAAGUCAGUGUUAAAGAUUGGCCAUGUACAUGUAUACCAUUGCUUCUCACAGUAAUCUAUCAAACUGUAAAAACACUACUCCUGACUUGAUUCUGUCAGGUGACCCAGUGCUAUGUGUAGUAUUUUUUUGCAGUAUCAAAUAGUGUGUUAAAUGUAAGUCCCAACUCUAAUACUUCUCCAGAAAUUACAGAAACAUGGAGAAAUGAAAUGAAUGUACCCUUAUAUGUAAAUUGUAGCACUGGGCUGCAGAGCUUAAUUGAUUUGUGCAGUUGGAGAAAACGAUCAUAGUACACACCACUGCUUUGACAGUACAAUGUGUUGGAGGGGGUUGUGACAAUAUGAAAAACCAUAUUAACAAUAAAUCGUAUUUCUUGAACAAUA